Molecule: messenger RNA, 3170 nt
Organism: Anopheles bellator
Lineage: Eukaryota; Metazoa; Arthropoda; Insecta; Diptera; Culicidae
Gene: Rrp6
Product: exosome component 10
Exons: 5
Coding region: 78-3056 (992 amino acids)
Biological process (GO): nuclear polyadenylation-dependent snoRNA catabolic process; exonucleolytic trimming to generate mature 3'-end of 5.8S rRNA from tricistronic rRNA transcript (SSU-rRNA, 5.8S rRNA, LSU-rRNA); poly(A)-dependent snoRNA 3'-end processing
Cellular component (GO): nuclear exosome (RNase complex); nucleolus
Molecular function (GO): 3'-5'-RNA exonuclease activity; nucleic acid binding; nucleotide binding
Source: RefSeq, a predicted model, not a curated record
UAAAAAUGUGCUCGUCGGAAGUCUGUGGCUCUGCGAACAACGUCUUUUGCUGAAUACUCAAAGUCAUUGUAGCUAAAAUGACCGAUAAAACACAAAGGAAACACAAGACUAUUGACCUCACGGAGGACGAUGUCGGGGCCAGCACUUCGAAAAAGAGGCCACGAGCAGAAAUUGCAACGAGCGACAGCCGUGUCCAUCAGCUUUGCGAGGAAGGGGAAAAAGCAAUCAUGGAAGGAGUAAAGGCGGUCAAUGCGAUGCCGUCGGGGAAAUCGCGCGAUCUGUACGCAACGCACUCGUCGUUUAUCAAAAUCAUGAACUCACAUGCCGCCAGCUUGAUGGGUAUAAUAUCGGACGUUCUCAAAAUGCAAGGAGUCAAAGGAAACAUAGAGCUCCGCGAUCCAGAGGAACAGUUGGAAAUGAUUCAAGAUUUUAACGACAACAUGCUUGAGCGAAUACACAGUAAUCUGGAUGAAAUGGCCGGGAUCAAGAAAAAAAUUCCGACAGAGCUGGUUCAGAAGGAGAUACAGGUAGCACCGGAGCCCCGCUAUCGGCUAAGCGGGGCGUGGAACGAACAGGGCAAAGCCUCACCGAUAAAAGCCACACUCAUCACGGGCACAAACAUUGCACGGCCGCAGGUGAACUUCAAAACUCCGAUCGAUAAUUCGGCAAACAAUCCGUUUGUGCCGCGCAUUCGUGAUAAACCCAACUCCGUAAAACCGUUGGCCGUGUUGCCGGAGUACGAUGAGGCCGGCAACAUCGUUAGUUACCUACACCCGUACGAGUUUGAGCUUGAUCGCUUCCAACCGCCAAAGAACGUGUUUGAACCCGUAACACCCCAGGAACCAGAAUCGCUUGCCGUAACCGAAUUGGUGUUUAUCGAUCGUGAUUUCCAGCUGGAAUCGUUAAUGCGCGAUCUGAAGGCAGUCGAGCAGAUAGCGAUCGAUCUCGAGCAUCAUUCGUACCGUACUUUUCAAGGUUUCACGUGUUUGAUGCAGCUCUCAACGCGCACAAAGGACUACAUCAUCGAUACGCUUGCGUUGCGCGACGAUCUGCAGGUGCUGAACGAAGUGUUUACCGAUCACCGGAAGCUGAAAGUGUUGCACGGGUCUAUCAACGAUAUCGAGUGGCUGCAGCGCGAUCUAGGACUGUACAUCGUGAAUAUGUUUGACACGGCGGAAGCGGCCCGUGUAUUGCAGUUCUCACGCCUUAGUCUGCAAUUUCUGUUGAAACACUACUGCAACACUGAUACUGACAAAACGUUACAGCUGGCCGAUUGGCGAAUGCGGCCCCUCCCGGAGAGUUUCGUCGAGUACGCGCGAAAGGAUACGCACUAUCUGCUGUACAUUUACGAUCGCAUGAAGAACGAUCUUCUCGAGAAAGGAGGUGACAAUUUGUUGCAAACGGUGUACGAUAAAUCGACGUUCCUCUGCAAGCAACGUUAUCAAAAGCCGGUCAUCAACGAGGAAACGAUCAUGAACAUCUAUCGUCGGUCACGCUACGUCUUUGAUCAUCGACAGAAGUACGCGUUCCGAGAGAUUAUUUAUUGGCGCGAUAAGAUCGCCCGUGAAGAGGACGAAUCGCCAGGCUAUGUUUUACCACAGCACAUGGCGCUCGACAUUGCGUCCAAAUUGCCGCGCGAAAUGCAAGGAAUUAUUGCGUGCUGUACGCCUGUUCCUUCACUGGUCCGACAGAAUCUCCAUGCACUGCACCAGAUCAUGCAGCGGGCACGGGAGUUGCCGGCAGAGAGCCAGAAGCAAUCGGUGGCCGUCGAGCAACGUGCCGACGAUCGCCAUAGAAUACAGACGAUGUAUGACAUCAACAAUCCGCUCGUCUGUCCCCACGACGACGUGGGACGGCUGGCCUACGCUACGGAAGGAUCCAAUCUUCCUACGCUGCUGGGAGAUUUAUCGAGCGGCUUCAAUCGAAAUGCUUCCGUCGGGUCACCGGUGAAUGCGUGUUCGAUGAAGCAUACCCCUGACAUAGGGGUAUUUGGAAGUGUCAAGACUCGCCCACUCAAUGCGGUUGGGAAAACGGAACCACGGCCCCUAAAACAGGCAACAGAUCACGCAGGUUUGCGGGAAAAAGAAAACCUCAGCUAUGAGCAAAAGAAAUUCAAUACACCGUACGAACGGUAUCUGGAAACCUGCCGUCUGCGCGGCCUGAAGGAACGCAAAGAGGCGGAGGAAUACCGCAAACAGUUCCUACCUCCCAAGGUUGAACCUGACGUUGGUCCUAUUGCAGAAUCAACACUUAGUAAUCAGAUGACAAACAGCGAUAAGAAGAAUGGCAAGUGCAUGGAACUAUCAAACGAGGAGAAACAGCUAAAGGUUCCGCCGGUAGCCGGUCUAACGCUGAAACAACUGAAGCACCGCGAAGACGCAAAGGAACGGGCCACCGCCACUCUCACGACCAAACAAAUGAAACGUCAAGAAGAAGCAAAACUACGCAACGCGAUAGAAUCCGGCGAAAAGCUUUGCUUCAACGGUGCAACCGUGGUUUCCCCUGCGGGAAGCGGUAAAUCAGUCAGAAAGUCGUUCCCACUGGAAAUAGAUGUGUGCAGUACCUCCGGAAAGUUGAACGAAGACACAAUAGACGGUGGUAGCGAUGUGAAAGUACCGCACAUGGAACCGUACAGAGAUCCUUUCAAAACUCCCAAAGAGGACGACGAACGGAACAAAGGUUGGAAUUCGGAAAGGAAGCAAAACAGGAGAGUAAAACAACGAGAUUUGCGUACAUUAAAACGGGAGCAGCAGAGAGCUAGACGAGCAUUAAAAGCAGGAGCGGAACGCCAAACCUCCAACAAGCCUGUGCCGUUCGAUUACGACAACGUGGAUUUCAGCCGCUUCAAGGGAGGCUCCAGACCGUACGCUCCGGCAGGCAAGGGAAAACGUGGUUCUGGUAUGGGUUUUGGACUUGUAGAUCCAACUCCCGGUGGUACUAGCGAGGGGGGAUCUGCUCCACCGCGGCAACUGCAUCCCAACAGCAGAUUAGCGAAGGGAAUCAAGAAAACCCAAAAGCUGUUCAACCUGAGCAGCACCAAUAUGAAACGUAAAUAGUAAUCUUUCGUCCCCGAAGAAGAAACAUCGAGUAUAAAAUUUCAAAUAUAAACACUUUUGUAUUCAAAGCUCCUGCGCUGGGUUUGUGGCUGUGUACAAUAAAUAUAUUUUACG